AAAGCAUGGGUAAUAUUCAAGCAAGUGUUGCUUUGUUGCGAUCAGCUCCAAGUCCCAAACUCCUGAGGCAACAAAGAGCAUACUCACCGACGAAAAGAGGAUUGAUUAGGAAAAGAUUGAUAAAUGCGAAUGUGAUUUAAUUACGCUUCAAAAAUCGCUGAGUUCGCUUGUCGAUUGAAUUUAGGUUUUCGAUUCUCGGUGUGGUUUUGAGUUGUCUGCAGUGUUUUAAAGCUUUGAUUUGGGUUGUCAAUGGAGACUACUUUGACUGUUCACAAGAUUCCUAGUGAGUCAUUUUCCAAGGGACACAAAAGGAUAAAACUAUCUGACGAUGGUGUUAAAUGUGGUAGCGUUAUUGAUUAUUCUGAUCCUUUUGCCAUAUCUAGCUUCAUAGAUAAGUUGGAUUCUGGUAAAUAUGGCAGUGUUACAAGUGACAUUGAAGCUCUCAUUUCUCGGAGGCUUCAAGUGCUCGGCCCUUAUUUGAAGAAGUAUCCUAUGCUUUCAACUAUCUUAUUUGAUGGGAAAGAGAAGCUCAGUGAAGAUGCUUCAAGGCCGCAAGAAAAUGUUAUUGAUUUGGAGGAUGAGAGUGUUACAAACAAUCCUCCAACAACCCCAAGACCUGUUGUGAUUUUGGAUUCAGAUGAUGAAGAUGAUGGAGAUCGUAGGUCGAUUUAUCCCUUCCAGGAGGUUGUCUUGCCAAGGUCCACCGGGCAAUUAAUUGCAGACCCACCAAUUCGGACCUAUGCUGAGAGAAAAAAUCAUGAAAAGUUAGUGAGUUUGGCUGGUGAAACCAAGAUGACAGAUAAAGGUGUUUUUGUUGGUGCAGAGGAGUUUGAUGAUAAUGAUCUAUCCAAAAGAGAAGAUGAUGGUCUUGGAGAUAUUUGGAAUGAAAUGUCACUGGCAUUGGAAUGUUCUAAGGAUGUUGCUGAAUAUUCGUCAUCUGAUGAAUACAUGCAAGAAGAUGAAGAAUAUUGUGAUCACUCUUUUGUUUUGAAGGAUGAUCUUGGUUAUGUUUGUCGCAUUUGUGGGGUUAUUGAGAGAGGAAUUGAGACCAUAAUUGAGGUUCAGUUUAACAAAAAAAAGAGUACACGAACAUAUGCAUCAGAGUCUCGGAAUGCCAAGGACAGAGAUUCAAAUGAGAUGGUUGGAAUUGAAUUAUCUGAGGAAGAUUUGAUGGUGACUGACAUCUCUGCUCAUCCAAGGCACAUGAAGCAAAUGAAACCUCAUCAGGUGGAAGGUUUCAAUUUCCUUCGAAGUAACCUUGUGGUUGAUAAUCCUGGGGGCUGCAUCAUGGCCCAUGCUCCUGGAUCUGGAAAGACAUUCAUGAUCAUCAGUUUCAUGCAAAGUUUCCUAGCCAAAUAUCCACAUGCUAGACCACUAGUGGUGCUUCCAAAAGGAAUUUUAGCCACAUGGAAAAAGGAGUUUCAGACAUGGCAAGUUGAGGAUAUUCCACUGCAUGACUUUUAUAGUGUGAAAGCAGACAGUCGUAUGCAGCAACUGGAAGUCUUGAAACAGUGGGUGGAGCAUAAGAGUAUCCUUUUCUUAGGGUACAAACAAUUCUCCUCUAUUGUUUGUGAUGAUGUAAACAAUAAGGUUGCAGCUAGUUGUCAAGAAAUAUUGCUCAAGCGACCUACAAUUCUGAUUUUGGAUGAAGGUCACACUCCUAGGAAUGAGAAUACUGACGUUCUGCAGUCACUUGCUAAGGUGCAGACACCUCGGAAGGUGGUGCUUUCUGGCACCCUUUACCAAAAUCAUGUCAAGGAGGUAUUCAAUAUAUUGAAUCUCGUUCGUCCAAAGUUUCUGAGAUUGGAUACUUCCCGGGCCAUUGUUAAGCGUAUUAUGAGCAAGGUACAGUUCCAUGGGGUGAAGAAGCAUCUCAAAACUGGGGAAACAGUUUUCUUUGACUUGGUUGAGCACUCAUUGCAGAAAGAUCAAGAUUUUAGAAGGAAAGUGAGUAUCAUACAGGAUCUUAGAGAGAUGACCAGUAAGGUCCUUCAUUAUUACAAAGGAGAUUUCUUGGAUGAGCUCCCUGGUCUUGUUGAUUUCACCGUAGUGGUCAAGCUUAGUUCUAGACAAAAGCAAGAAGUUGAGAAAUUGAAGAAGAAGUGGGCUAGGAAAUUCAAGAGAAGUUCUGUUGGGAGUGCUGUUUAUAUGCACCCAAAUUUGUACAAUAUCUCUGAAAAUUCUGACUUGACUGAUGAUAAAAUGGAUGGGUUUUUGGAGGAAUUAAAUGUGAGAGACGGAGCAAAAUCAAAAUUCUUUCUUAAUAUGUUGAACUUAUGUGACUCAGCUGGGGAAAAGCUGUUGGUUUUCAGUCAGUAUCUGACACCAUUAAAAUUUUUGGAGAGACUGACAGUGAAAGUGAAGGGUUGGUUGCUGGGAAGAGAAAUUUUUGUGAUCUCCGGUGAAUCAAGUUCUGAUCACCGGGAGUGGUCUAUGGAACGAUUUAACAAUUCAACCGAAGCAAAAGUGUUCUUUGGAUCUAUUAAGGCAUGUGGAGAGGGAAUUUCUUUGGUUGGGGCAUCCCGCGUUCUUAUUUUGGAUGUUCAUCUGAAUCCUUCAGUUACUCGGCAAGCUAUAGGGCGUGCAUUCCGUCCAGGCCAAAAGAAGAAAGUCUAUGCUUAUAGAUUGGUUGCUGCCGAUUCACCUGAAGAGGAAGAUCAUAGUGCUUGUUUCAGGAAGGAAGCUAUUGCAAAAAUGUGGUUUGAAUGGAAUGAGUACUGUGGUUAUCAGGAUUUUGAGGUGGAGACUGUUGACCUGAAAGAGUGCGGUGAUCCCUUCUUGGAAAGCCCGCUAUUGGGUGAAGAUGUGAGGGAACUGUACAAAAGAUAAAAACUGCAAUGUGAUGAGUUGCACGCUGGGGACAUAAGAGAGGAAUGAAAUGUUGAGUUUGGGCUAACAGUCAAACUAUAGAAGAACAGUGAAGAGAUAAAUUUUAGAAAUUUUUUGUUUUUGUUUUUGUUUUCUAAACGUCAAAUAUUUGUAGGAUCAAUAAUAUUUUGUUAAAUUCUGUAAAGUUCAAAUUUAAUUAUUCUUCUUGGGAGCCAAUUGGAAAGAAAGAAUGUACACUGAA
This is a messenger RNA of Hevea brasiliensis (rubber tree), 3070 nucleotides long. Its product is annotated as protein CHROMATIN REMODELING 35. The transcript has 7 exons. Gene Ontology annotation, biological process: gene silencing by siRNA-directed DNA methylation. Bases 250 to 2829 code for a protein of 859 amino acids. The record is from RefSeq and is a predicted model, not a curated record. NCBI's taxonomy places the organism in Eukaryota, Viridiplantae, Streptophyta, Magnoliopsida, Malpighiales, Euphorbiaceae. Gene Ontology annotation, molecular function: ATP binding; ATP-dependent chromatin remodeler activity.